Molecule: messenger RNA, 3533 nt
Organism: Galleria mellonella (greater wax moth)
Lineage: Eukaryota; Metazoa; Arthropoda; Insecta; Lepidoptera; Pyralidae
Exons: 1
Coding region: 380-1504 (374 amino acids)
Source: RefSeq, a predicted model, not a curated record
UAUACCUAGAGUGCAGUAAAUAGGAUAUAUAUUAAUUUGUUACUCGAUUAUAUUGCUUCAAAUUAGUGUAAAUAGCACGACUAUAUACGUAGUAGUUCAAGUGUAAAGUGAGUGGAAUAAGUAUACAAGUCAUAGACCGCAACUACCUACCUACACAGUUAAUCAUUAUACGUAUUUUAUGUUCACAAUUUCAAAAGUUUAUUAAUUGUUGAAAGUGUAAACAACCUAUCGCGACAGUUUGUCAUCACACAACGCGAAAUAUUGUGCAGCUUUCUAUUUUGUGAACGUACUUCUAUCAAUAUCGGAGUUUGUUCGGCCUCUGCUGAUUGCUUCACCGCAUUUUCUAGCAUUAUAGCUUCGGCACCAAUUUACUGUCGGGAUGUCUUCUGGAGUGAUGCGAUGUGCUGGAUGUUUUAAGAAAAUCGAGAAUAAUCUGUUUUUGAGCUGCAGCAUCUGUAAACAAGCUUACGAUCUCCAUUGUGCUGAUGUGGCCGAGAAAUCAUUCUGCAAUGCCAUGUCACACGAGCAUCGUGCCGCAUGGAAGUGCCCCUUAUGUGUCAGUAAACAGCCUAAAACUGACAAUACUGAUACGCCAGUUCGUACUGUGACUCAAGGGGUUAUGACUCGUAGAGGAGCUGCCGCAGUCAGUCCAGUGGAUCAGCUCAACAUGUCUAUCGUGUCGGAUGCCCCUAUGCGCGGGGAUUUAGAUGAUAUAACGGACACACAGAUGCUGGCGCUCGAGAUACGUCGUUUCAGAGAAGAGUUGUCUGCAUCACGAAUCCAAAUGCAAUUACUCAAUGAGAAUAUGGCUAGGUUGUCGACAGGGCUGGAUAAUUGCAAUGCCCGCGUUGAUCGACUGUCUAUUCGUGUUGACAAUUUAGAACGUCAGAUCUGCGAGGGUAGCUCGAGUGCUACAUCAUGUGAGGAUACGCUGAUGAAGGCUAUUGAGCAGCUUAAAGCAGAACUAAAUGAUCGGGACCAGGAACUCCUUCUCAAUGACAUUGAAAUAUCUGGUGUCCCGGAGCAGAAAGGUGAAAAUGUGACACAUGUUACACUAACGCUGGCAACUAAAUUAGGAAUUAAACUGUCUGAGGAGGAUGUGGUUAGUGCGUCACGAGUGGGGUCGGUGCUGAGGACCUCGGAUGGACCCACACACCAACUACGGCCCCGGCUUAUCGUGGUUCGGUUGGCCAGGCGUACUCUGCGUGAUCAGUUCCUUCACGAAGCCCGUAUACGCCGCGGUGCCACCACCGGGGACGCUGGCCUUCCUGGCCCAUCUUGUAGAUUCUAUGUAAAUGAGAGACUUACUAGAAUUAACCGUUAUGUGUUUCAUCAGGCCCGUGAUGUCGCUAAGCGGUGUGGUUGGAGGUUUGUUUGGACUAGAAACGGUAAAAUUUUUGUGCGUCAUAAUAAUGAAAAUGGUACUGUUCGUCACCGUAUCGGCUCAGUACCUGAUCUUGUGAGGGUUUUUGGACAGGACAAUGUUAGUUCAAUUAAAAUCUAGUAAUAAUACAAUUAUUGGUCAUUUUAGCAUUGAAUUAUUGUAUAGCUACUUGUUCUGUGCGGUGGCGGAGGGGGUUAAUAUUAAUAUUUUCAGGCCAUUUAUUUGUAUUAUUGACUGCCACAUAUUUAUAAAUUUACAAAUUUUGAUAUUAAGUUUUUAUGAUUUUUAUUACACAGUCAUAACAGGCCCUAAUAAACAAAUUAUAUGUACUUAUUAUAAUUAUGAAUUCAAUCGCUUUAAUCUACUUAGUACUAUUAUUGUAGUAGCUAAUAUUUUACCUCAUUAUAUACGCCGACUGUAUAAAUGCACCGUGAAAUGCUACAUGCUCGUAAUCAUUAUCUUACUAAUAUUUUAUUCGCCAAUUUCUUACAAAGUUAUAAUAACAUGUUUUAAAAUAAUAUAUCAAUGCUUCUGUUAUACUUGUGAAUUGUUUAAUUUACUACCUCUUAGAGCUGUUACAAUAGACGAAAUAAAUAUCUGCAUAUAUGUGAUGCAGCUAUUUAAAUACACUAUAUGUCGGCACAUUAUAUUCUUUUUGAUAAUUAUAUUUACGACUAUUUACUUUAAUCUCAUAAAAAGGAAAUUUAAGAGAGGAUAUGGAUAUUUUUUUAUUUUUUAUUUACCGAUUGAGCUGUUAUUAUUUAUUAUUAUUUGUUAUCAGAAUGUGUGUUAUGCCAAUUAUGUCACAAACAUGUAUAUAUAUCAAAAACCAUCAUGUUAUUUGUUAAUCUAUUAUUUGUUAUAUAUUUGUGACAAUACUAUAUAUGUAAUCCUGACAAAAAUCUUACUUUUAUCGUUUUUUACUUCUUACAAAUAUACCGCAAUAAUGUAUGCUGUAACAGCAAUGCAAAAUUAUAGGGAAGGAAACCAUCACAGUACAAUGUUGCUCCUGAUGUAUCGUGCGCUCUCGUUUGUAUUACCUGAUAUUAUAUUCCACACUAACUUUUUUACCAUGCUUAAAUGUAACAGCAAGCACACAUGUAUUACUGUCACUCGUCGAAUGGCAUCCCUAACAGUCACUUACCUACUAUGUGAGUAUUUAUUUAUUUACAUAUAUUUACAGAAAUACCCACAUAUCAGCAAAUUAAUCAUUAUAUUAUUUAUACUCAAAUACCCUUAUUGUAUUUAUGUAUUUAUCUUUUUGUACCGUACUCGGCCUAAUCCCUAAAAAUAAAUACCUCAAAUUAGGUCUUUACAAUGCCGGCUCGUUAAAUACAGGUCAUGAUAAUUUCCAAGUGGCUAUGACACAGUAUAAUGCUGACAUAGUCGCAAUAAAUGAAACUUGGCUGCGACCGGGCCAGGAGGGAUGCGCACCCGCUGUACCUAAUUACCGACUGCUUAGUACUCCUCGCCCUACGAGAAUGCGUGGCGGCCGAGGAGGAGGUGUAGCAUUUUACGUCAAGCGUGAACUCCGUGUACGUAUUCUUAAGCAUUCGGAAGCAGAUAUUGAACAAAUGUGGCUAUCUAUGUGCGUUAAUGGAUAUAAAAUUCUUAUAGGAACCGCUUACAGACCACAAUGGGUCAAUUUAGAUAUCUUUUUGGAUUCCUUGACGGAGUCAAUUUCGUGUUUCUCCAACCAUGAUUAUGUCGUAUUGCUAGGUGACUUUAAUGUUAAUAUGUUGGACACAUUGUACUGUAAUACUUCAAAAAUAAUUCAGUUUCUGCAUUACACUGAUCUUAAGCAAGUAGUUAAUGAACCUACCCAUUUUUCAACAGAAACAGAAACUCUAAUAGAUUUAGUAUGUACAAAUGCCGUAGUCCGUGAAGUCUCUGUUAAUACCAUACAAGACUCACUUGGACAUGCUAUGAUUAACGUGGUACUCUCCUUGAAAAAAACAAAAUCCUCACCCAGAGUUAUUACUUAUAGACCCAUAAAGAAUAUUGAUUUUGACAAUUUUAAUCGCGAUUUAAAUUCUAUUGAUUGGGAAGGUAUUGGCGAGCUUCCGUCUGUCGAUGCUAUGGUUGAUAGAUUUAAUACAACGAUUAAAUCAUUGUAUGAUAAAUAUGCUCCAGUUAAAACACGAGUCAU